Messenger RNA from Pseudozyma flocculosa PF-1, 1473 nucleotides. RefSeq lists its product as uncharacterized. The transcript is spliced from 2 exons. The coding region runs from base 1 to 1473 and encodes 490 amino acids. The record is from RefSeq and is a predicted model, not a curated record. NCBI's taxonomy places the organism in Eukaryota, Fungi, Basidiomycota, Ustilaginomycetes, Ustilaginales, Ustilaginaceae.
AUGCUCCUCAAAGCCGCUCGUUAUGGUGUGGCACGAAGUCACUUCCAGCACGGAACGAGCAUGCCCGUGGUAAUGCGCACCACGCUGGACCGAAAGCUGCCUGUGGAUGACACGAGCAGAGCCCUCCAAGCCACCACCGCCUCUACGAACCUCAACCUCUUCGCAAUGAAUCCAGCAGCGGCCAUGCCCAUCACGCUCGUCGAGGGACGUUCUGCAUGCUCAUUUCCUGGGAAUCAGCCUCAACCAUCUUUCAUCUUGCUCCUCUUCGAGAUGCUGGCUGGAGCCUUUCACGUCGAACACCAUCAAAGACGUCGGGUCUCCGUUGCUUUGCCUUCCGCCGACCUGGCCCAUCCUUUCCGGCCGACCCUAGAUUGCACUUUGAGUGCUGUCCGGCGAUCCGUGCCGGGCGCUGCUCACGCUCCCCGCGGUGAACUUCCUCUCGCUCGACCAUCGAGAGCGAUGCUGCAGAGACUCAACCGCUUGGCAAGAGGCGGCGGGAUGAGCACCUGGACGAGCCGACACCAUGGACGAAUGCUAUUAGAGGCCCUGCACUCGAGUCCUCGUCUAUGCCGUUCGCUCCUCAUCCACUCUCACACUCCAUCUUCAGCUCACUCUAGUCCACUUUUCUCCUUCGGAAUCUCUCAAUUCGCUUCAAAGACUCGCUCACUCUCAUCCCUCACCAUGAACGCCCUCGUCAAGUUCCUCCUCGUCGCCGCGCUCUGCGCCCCCGCCACCCUCGGCGCGCCCGCCGCCCCUGCCGCCCUCGGUGCCCAUGCUGAAGAGAGUGGCAAGCCCGCCACCCUCGGCGCCCUUUCUGAAGGGAGCGGCGAGCCCGCCACACACGGCGCCUCUGCUGAAGAGAGCGAUGCCCCCGCCGUCCUCGGCGCUGCUGCUCAUGAGAGCGGCGAGCCCACCGCCCUCGGCGCCUCUGCUGAAGAGAGCAGUGAGCGAUACUCCUACGGAACGACUAACGAUAUCCAUCUGGUUCGCCGUCAGACCGACAGCUCCGAAGACAACUACGAGUCGGCGCUGUGCGGCCACCCGUCGUACGGCCUGGAGGAUGAGAUCGGAAAGUACUGCUCGGGCGGCCUCCAGCGUGACGUCCUCAACCAGUACGUCUGCUUCUACGACGCGCGCAAGGACGAUGGCUCCGGCGAGCAGCGCAACAGCGAGGUCAACAACGCCUUCCAGAAGGCGUGCACCGACCGCGGCGGCAUCUACUACGACCAGGGCAAGCGCGGACGCAAGCAGGUCGUCCUCGAGUCCCAGGGCGGCGGCGUGCUCGCCACGUGCAACGACGCCCAGGUCAACCUCAUCUACACGCGCAUCUCGACCGUGCACAGCCUGUGCGGCGGCGGCGCCGACUACGACGCGUGCAUCACCAAGCUCGGCGGCGAUGCCAAGAGGACGUUCAAGAAGGCCUGCACGCACGCUCUUGGCCACGAGGGCUACAACUACGACGACUACCUGUAA